UCGCUCCGGCCGAGCGAGCCAUCGAACGUGCGCGAGAGUCGGUCCUAUCCGCAAUUCCAGAUUAGAAUUCAACUAAAAGUUAAAAAAAAAACUUCGUUACUGUAAUUGUGCUGAAUUUUAUAUAAUGGUACAGUGGUACAGUGAUGUUAAGUGUGAAAUACACUGGUAAAGAGAUAUGACGGAGAUGGAAUAAAAACAAUUGCAUUCUGUAAAAACACAUGGGUGCAAGAUGACAAGAAAAUUUCUCUUCUGUUUCCCCCUCAGGGUGGGAAACAUGGUCUUCGGCUAUUUCAUAUUAGUAAUAACGAUAGCAGUAAUGGCUUACAAUUUAUACCAGCUCGGCCUUAGCAUCAAUUCACCGGACAAAGUAGAUUCCAGCAAAUUCAAAAACUGGGAGAAACUAGAAGACCUAUUCGGGGAGAAAAAAGAAACGUUGGUAGCAUUAGUCGCUAUGGUGUAUUACGCAUCGUAUAUAGUUGUUGCUUUCCUGAUGUUUAUCUUCUCCGCGAUGUUUACGUGUGGAGCUUAUUCGGUGAACAACUGCCUGGUGUCGUCGUUCUUCCUGUACAGCUUCUUCCAUUUAUUCCUCACGAUAUUCCUGAUCGUGUGGGAGGCGACCUCUGGCGGCUGGAUACAGCUCGGCCUUGUUGCUGGAUCAGAUUUGAUCCUGAUUAUAUGCCUCUUCAGCGUCAAGUAUCUGAUGGAAGCAAUCCGAACGGGCAACAUUUACAGCCGACCGGGAGAAGUGUAUUAUAAAUAUUAAGUAAGAUGUAUUUAAUGUACAAAUUUUGAUA
This is a messenger RNA of Cydia fagiglandana, 794 nucleotides long. RefSeq lists its product as uncharacterized. Lineage: Eukaryota; Metazoa; Arthropoda; Insecta; Lepidoptera; Tortricidae. The transcript has 6 exons. The record is from RefSeq and is a predicted model, not a curated record. Bases 230 to 763 code for a protein of 177 amino acids.